GGAAGUAGAAUCCCGAAGUCUGCAAUCAUGGCUCAAGAAGAGGAAGAUGUUAGAGAUUACAAUUUGACGGAGGAACAGAAGGCGAUCAAGGACAAGUAUCCUCCAGUCAAUCGAAAGUAUGAAUAUUUGGAUCAUACAGCUGAUGUCCAGUUACAAGCAUGGGGACAUGCUCUGGAGGAAGCAUUUGAACAGUGUGUCACGGUCAUGUUUGGUUACAUGACAGAUACAGGGACUGUGGAACCUCUUCAAACAGUAGAAGCAGAAACCCAAGGAGAUGACUUGCAGACUCUAUUCUUACACUUUUUGGAUGAGUGGCUUUACAAGUUCAGUGUUGAUGAAUACUUCAUUCCCCGGGAAGUGAAAGUACUCAAUAUUGAUCAAAAAAAUUUCAAGUUACGGUCAAUUGGGUGGGGAGAAGAAUUUUCAUUGUCCAAGCACCCUCAGGGAACAGAAGUCAAAGCAAUAACAUACUCGGCAAUGCAAGUCUACAGUGAGGAGAAGCCAGAGGUGUUUGUGAUCAUCGACAUUUAAGAUACCAAGAAAAAGAGACUCUUACGAAGAACUGAUUUGUUUUCUUCCUUUUGAGAAGAUGCAAUGAUUCGUUUUCUCUAGUGUCUUUGCUAAAUGGAAAUACAGAACUGGGAAUUUAAAGUGUGACUU
Onychomys torridus (southern grasshopper mouse) is the source of this 660-nucleotide messenger RNA. It is a transcript of the gene Tslig1, whose product is annotated as zinc finger and BTB domain containing 8 opposite strand. The transcript has 7 exons. Bases 28 to 531 code for a protein of 167 amino acids. Gene Ontology annotation, biological process: tRNA splicing, via endonucleolytic cleavage and ligation. The record is from RefSeq and is a predicted model, not a curated record. Gene Ontology annotation, cellular component: tRNA-splicing ligase complex. Lineage: Eukaryota; Metazoa; Chordata; Mammalia; Rodentia; Cricetidae.